Molecule: messenger RNA, 985 nt
Organism: Macadamia integrifolia
Lineage: Eukaryota; Viridiplantae; Streptophyta; Magnoliopsida; Proteales; Proteaceae
Product: LOB domain-containing protein 1-like
Exons: 1
Coding region: 11-622 (203 amino acids)
Source: RefSeq, a predicted model, not a curated record
UGCAACUACUAUGAUGACUUCAUCUUCUCCUUCAUUUUUCCUUCCUAGUGAUUACUACUCUACUACUUGGCCUUCUCCUCCUCAAUCUUCUUCUGGUCUUCCUCCUCCUCCUCCUCCUCCUGAUGAUGAUGAUGAUCAAUCUCUUCCUUAUCCUCCUUAUGUCAUCAGACCUUGCGGCGCUUGUAAAAGCCUCCGGCGACGAUGCGCCCCAAGAUGCAUCCUGGCACCAUACUUUCCUCCAAAUCAACUUCUCAGGUUCAUGGCUGUUCACAGAGUAUUUGGAGCUAGCAAUGUCAUCAAAUUCUUGCAGGAACUUCCAGAGAGCCAAAAAGCUGAUGCCGUGGAUUGCUUAGUCUACGAGGCGGCGGCGAGGAUUAAAGAUCCAGUUCAUGGGUGUGCAGGUGAAGUUUUCCGAUUGCAGAAGCUUGUAAGACAACUUCAGGUGCAGUUAGCUACUGCACAGUCCCAACUUCUCGAUAUUACACCAUACCAACAGGAAAGCUUCUCAUGUGAUGACCACAAUUCAUUGAUAUGUAUGAAGAUGAUGGAAGUUGGUCAAGCUCAACAACAACCCUUACUGGAUGAAGACUUCAUGUUAGGUACACAAAGUUACCAGAUUUAGGGAUGCUGCUCAUGUGACGAGUCAUUCUUUCCUUCCAAUGCAUAAAUUGAUUCUUGAAGGAUGUAGAAAUCAGUUGCUCUAAGAUUAAGUUUUCCUUUGAACUGUGAAUGUAACAAAGAAAAGAAAAUGUUAAACCUGGAGGGCAGAGAGAGAGAGGGAUUAGGAUCAUUGCUGAAGAGGUUCCAGGGUUUUGUGUCACUCUCUCUCUCUCUCUCUCUCCAAUUUUCUCCCUCCUAUUUUGUGUCUGUCUCUCUCCUCACUGGUACCUCUCACCUUCCGGGUGCUGGAGGGGAUUCAAGUCCGAGAGAGAGGAUGUUAAUUGUUAAAUAAGCAGAAGGUUAAGGGAUUAUGAUCUUCGAGGAA